Molecule: messenger RNA, 975 nt
Organism: Penicillium roqueforti
Lineage: Eukaryota; Fungi; Ascomycota; Eurotiomycetes; Eurotiales; Aspergillaceae
Product: putative transcription initiation factor TFIID subunit 13
Exons: 2
Coding region: 1-975 (324 amino acids)
Biological process (GO): transcription by RNA polymerase II; RNA polymerase II preinitiation complex assembly
Cellular component (GO): transcription factor TFIID complex
Molecular function (GO): protein heterodimerization activity
Source: RefSeq, a predicted model, not a curated record
AUGUCCGCCAAGCGCACGGGCCAAGCGGCCAAGCGGGUAUCAUUCUCCUUGCCGCCAUACGCAUCUCCGCUACCUCUUAAGCCAUCACACACUGGAUUGGGUACUCUGAACACCUGGACUCGGACUCCAAUCUGUCCCUUUGAGACUACAAUCUCAGCACCUCCAAACGCUCACCUCCAAGCUCCAAGCACCUUCUCAUCAACCUCGAAGACUGACUCGUCCAAUCCGACUCGCAAUCCAUCACGUCAGCCUAGCUCGAAGACUCUUGUCUCUGAACUCUCGCCUAAUUGGGGCUUCGAUGAGCAAGAUACAGUGCUAAAUUGUGCCGGAUACGGACCUAAGUGGACUCUUAGUUCACCCGACACGGCAUCUACAUCGACUAGAAAGGACAAAAAAGAGUCUACAACCAAGCCCACCAUGGCCGAACCACGUGCGCGUACGGCCCGGCACAAGGGUCAAAUGAACUUUCAGAAUGAACUUCGCCUGCUCCUUCUCGCCUACGGCGACCCCAGCCCACACCCGAGCUUCCCGAACGAACCACUUCCCGAGACAGUCCGCGUGCUGGACGAAAUUGUCACCGACUUCGUGUUGGAACUCUGCCACGGCGCCGCGCAAGUCGCACACCACGCCCGCCGUCAGAAGAUCAAAGUUGAGGACUUCCGCUUCGCACUGCGUCGCGACCAGAACAAGCUCGGCCGUGUACAGGAGCUGUUGCGCAUGGAACGUGAAUUGAAAGAAGCUCGCAAAGCAUUUGACCAGAAUGAUGAUCAGGUUGCUAAGGAAGCUGGAAAGAAAGGUGCUGCCGCUGCGGCCGCUGCUGCUGCUGCUGGCGAGGAUCCUGUGGCUGCCGAAGCCGCUGCCGCUGCUACUGUUACCAAGAAGAGUAAGGGCAAGGGGAAAAGAGGUGCUGCAACCCGCCGUGGAUCUGAUGCUACCGAGGAGUCAGUUUCGAAGAAGCGUAAGACGAUUGGCUGA